Molecule: messenger RNA, 4330 nt
Organism: Salvelinus fontinalis (brook trout)
Lineage: Eukaryota; Metazoa; Chordata; Actinopteri; Salmoniformes; Salmonidae
Exons: 6
Coding region: 241-2052 (603 amino acids)
Biological process (GO): regulation of transcription by RNA polymerase II
Molecular function (GO): DNA-binding transcription factor activity, RNA polymerase II-specific; RNA polymerase II cis-regulatory region sequence-specific DNA binding
Source: RefSeq, a predicted model, not a curated record
ACCAUAAAUAUUGGAUGCCAACCGCUGUAAAGAAGAAGUAUACGGAAGUGAACAACAGUGACAAUGAACAAUUUCUACGUUCGCGUUUUUAUUGUUGUUAUUUAGACGUUUAACACCCUGGAUUUAAAAAUAUGACUAAAGUAACUGCACAGCAUCACAUACUCACCCUAUAAAGUGUAUAAUUCGUGUUGGAGACUACUUAGUUGAUAGAUGUUAUCUAGGUAACGCUAGCUGCUAACAAUGGCUAACUGUUUGGUGUUUCACACUCAAAUAGCCUCUAUAAUGGAGGUGCUAGCGAAUGCAGCCGUUGCAGAGAUCUGUAAACUCGUAGACGACGACUAUGCAGUGUUUCGAUUGGAAAUAACUCAAAGCCAGAAAGAAAACAGGGCAUUGCGGAGAAAACUACUGGAACUGAAGGUGGCAAGGGAGCGCGCUGAGAGGACAAUGCCAGAGCGCGUCCUCGCCAUUCGUCCCAGUAGUGUCAAGAUCCUCGACCGAUACAGAGGAAUGACAAGAGGUGAAGGACAUCGCACUGGAGGCUACAGAAGCUUUGUAAAGCCUAUUGGACACCAUACAUGGAGAGAUGACCAACCAAUCACUGUUGAUGAGGGGAGUGGAACCUCAACCCAGCACGUUAUCAUACCAGAGUCUGCAGAUGCAGAGGCUGCAGGUCCGGGGGUCAAGCUGGAGAGGUCUGAAGGAGAGGAGGACCCAAGACACAGCAGAGACAUCCAGACUGGAGCGGCUGGAGUGCCCCCUGUAGCUAUGGAGGACCCCACCACCGCCCCAGCGCAGGCCAGGACCCGAUGCAGCAUCACGGAGGAGGAGGAGGGUCCAGAGGUGCUGCUGGUGAAGGAGGAGGGUCUGGGGAACCCUGAGGAGAACAUGGUCAUGGAGGACAACCAGACUACACCUCCUCCUGAACCCACAGUGGAACCAGCUGAGCAGCACAGGACCACACACAGUCUCACUGAGUCAGUAGACAUGGAGGAUGGGAAGCCUGAUCUGCUGCUGGUCAAAGAGGAGACAGUAGAAGACGGACCAGAGAGCAUUGAUCUGCUGAGUGGACUAAAGAUGGGGGAGCAAGGUGGUUGGCUGGAGGGUAACAGAGGAGACUGGCCGACCAUUUUGGAUUCCCAGACCCAGACCGGUGCAGCCAAGGGCGCAGGGGACAACAUCACUGAGCAGGCCAGGGCCAGAGGUGACAUAGUGGAGGUCAGUGGAUGGGACAGCGUCCUCAACUCUGGACUGGGGAACAACACUUUUAACCACUACCAGAAACAGACAAUCGAACACAAAACAACAUCCAAAUUUAGUCUCCAUGACAACAGACUGGCUGAGACCAGGGCUAGGCAUAGAUUUGGUCCAUGGGGACUGGGAGGUAUCCAUAUGAGGCGGGAGAGAACAGACACAAACUCUGCUAGCGAUACUCCAUCCUGCUCCUAUAAUUGUGAUUCAGAGACACCUUUGGCGCCUCAGGUUAACCCCCUAACAGGUGCUGCCUUCAGCCUGCCUUCUAUAGGAUCUAUCAACUGGAACAUGGACCCUGCGACAACACAGACACUCCCUGGCCUUCGUCCUUCUCACGCUCUCCUAAUGUUAAACCAGACCUCAGACAAUGCCAGUGCUUCAACUUUAAAUGGCUACACAAGCCCAUUGACAAAUGACAGUAGUAGUGAUGCUAUCAGUAGAUCCGGUGGCAAAGAGAAGCGCUUCCUGUGUUCAUUCUGUGGGAAAGCCUUCCGUUUUUGCAAACAGGUGGAGAUCCACCAAAGGAUGCACACGGGGGAGAAACCAUUCGGCUGCCACCUGUGCCAGGCCAGUUUUUCACAAUCGUCCAGCCUGAAGAGGCACCAGAGAGUCCACACAGGGGAGAAACCCUACAGCUGCCCCCAGUGCGAGAAGAGGUUCUCCCGCCAGCACCAGCUGAAGAUGCACCUGAAGGUCCACACGGGAGAAAGGCCAUUCGACUGUACUCACUGUGGGAAGAGGUUCUCAGAGAGGAGAUACCUCAAGAUGCACCAGCAGAAAAACCAUUCCACUAUAACAUAGGAAGUAACCAUUCCACUCGAUAGCUUCUGAUGCUAAGAUCAACCCCUGCAUUAAAGGUAGACGCAGCAAGAUGACAUAGAUGCAUAAAAUAAGCAGCAGUUGUGGGUCAAUCGUUGAAGUGCAAGGCCCAGACAUUGUGUGAUAUACAGUUGAAGUCGGAAGCUUACAUACACCUUAGCCAAAUACAUUUAAACUCAGUUUUUCACAAUUCCUGACAUUUAAUCCUAGUAAAAUUCCCUGUCUUAGGUCAGUUAGGAUCAUCUAUUUAUUAUAAGAAUGUGAAAUGUCAGAAUAAUAGUAGAGAGAAUUGUUUAUUUCAGCUUUUAUUUAUUUCAUAAAUUCUGAUGGCCACUCCCAUACCUUGACUUUCAUUGUCCAUUUGCGAUCAAUCUUUAACUUCCUGACUGAUGUCUUGAGAUGUUGCUUCAACAUAUCCACAUAUUUCCGUCCUCAUGAUGCCAUCUAUUUUGUGAAGUGCACCAGUCCCUCCUGCAGCAAAGCACCCCCACAAGAUGAUGCUGCCACCCCCGUACUUCACGGUUUGGAUGGUGUUCUUCAGCUUGCAAGCAACCCCCUUUUUCCUCCAAACAUAACGAUGGUCAUUAUGGCCAAACAGUUAUAUUUUUGUUUCAUCAGACCAGAGGACAUUUCUCCAAAAAGUACGAUCUUUGUCCCCAUGUGCAGUUGCAAACCGUAGUCUGGCUUUUUUAUGGCGGUUUUGGAGCAGUGGCUUCUUCCUUGCUGAGCGGCCUUUCAGGUUAUGUCGAUAUAGGACUCGUUUUACUGUGGAUAUAGAUACUUUUGUACCUGUUUUCUCCAGCAUCUUCACAAGGUCCUUUGCUGUUGUUCUGGGAUUCAUUUGCACUUUUCACACCAAAGUAUGCUCAUCUCUAGGAGACAGAACGGGUCUCCUUCCUGAGCGGCUGCGUGGUCCCAUGGUGUUUAUACUUGCAUACUAUUGUUUGUACAGAUGAACGUGGUACCUUCAGGCGUUUGGAAAUUUCUCCCAAGGAUGAACCAGACUUGUGGAGGUCUUUUUUUUCUGUGGUCUUGGCUGAUUUCUUUUGAUUUUCCCAUGAUGUCAAGCAAAGAGGCACUGAGUUUGAAGGUAGGCCUUGAAAUACAUCCACAGUUACACCUCCAAUUGACUCGGAUUAUGUCAAUUAGCAUAUCAGAAGCUUCUAAAGCCAUGACAUCUUUUUCUGGAAUUUUCCAAGCUGUUUAAAGGCACAGUCAACUUGGUGUAUGUAAACUUCUGACCCACUGUAAUUGUGAUACAGUGAAUCUGUCUGUAAACAAUUGUUGGAAGAAAUACAUGUGUCAUGCACGAAGUAGAUGUCCUAACCGACUUGCCAAAACUUUAGUUUGCUAACAAGAAAUUUGUGGAGUGGUUGAAAAAUGUGUUUUAAUGACUCCAACCUAAGUGUAUGUAAACUUCCGACUCCAACUGUAUAAGACAUAUAAUACAAUAUUGUGUUACAGCCUGAAUUUAAAAUGUAUUACAUUUAUAUUUUUGUCACUGGGCUAUACAAUACCCCAUAAUCUCAAAGUGGAAUUGUAUUUUUCAAAAGUUUUACAAAUGAAUUACAAAUGAAUAGCUGAAAUGUAUUGAGUCAAUAAGUAUUCAACCCAUUUCUUAUGGCAAGCCUAAAUAAGUUCAGGACUACAAAUGUGUUUAAGUCACAUAAUAAGUUGCAUGGACUUUGGUGCAAUAAUACUGUUUAACUUGAUUUGUGAAUGACUACCUCAUCGCUUUACCCCACACAUAAAAUUAUCCCUCAGUCAAGCAGUGAAUUUCAGACACCGAUUAAACCACAAAGACCAGGGAGGUUUUUCAAUGCCUCGCAAAGAAGUGCACCUAUUGGUAGAUGGGUAAAAAUAUAAAUAUCAGACAUAGAAAAUCCCUUUCGUUACACUUUGGAUGGUGUAUCAAUACACCCUGUCACAACAAAGAUACAAGCGGCCUUCCUAACUCAGUUGCUGGAGAGGAAGGAAACCGCUCAGGGAUUUCACCAUGAGGCCAAUAGUGACUUUAAAACGGUUACAGAGAAUAAUGGCUGUGAUAGAAGAACACUGACACAACAACAUUGUAGUUACUCCACAAUACUAACCUAAUUAAUAGAGUGAAAAGAAGGAAGCCUGUACAGAAUAAACAUAUUCCAAACACACAUUCUGUUUGCAGCAAGGCACUAAAGUAAUACUGCAAGAAAUGUGGAAAAGCAAUUCACUUUUUGCCCUGAAUAAAUACACUGCUCAAAAAAAUAAAGGGAACACUUAA